This is a messenger RNA of Diachasmimorpha longicaudata, 1273 nucleotides long. RefSeq lists its product as uncharacterized. Bases 154 to 765 code for a protein of 203 amino acids. The transcript has 5 exons. Lineage: Eukaryota; Metazoa; Arthropoda; Insecta; Hymenoptera; Braconidae. The record is from RefSeq and is a predicted model, not a curated record.
GAAAGUACACAGCCUCCGCGCUUGCAGUGGUGGUUGUGCUUCAGUCUCUUUCUCCUUUUAAUUCUUUUUUUAAUAUCAACUACCUCGACGCUGGAAUUUUGUGCACCGCAGUUGUUGCUGACUUUUCGUUGAUUGAGGUACAUCGGGAGAAACAUGAGGCUCGCGUUCGUCACACUGCUGGGGCUGUGCUUAAUAGCUGUUUGCAGGUCAGCCGAGGAGGAUUACGAGUACGAGGAUGAGCCAGCUCCUGUCCCAGUCACCCCAGCCCCUUCCAAACCCGCUGGCAGACUCGGCGGACUAUUAUCCCCACGUGCCAGAGCACCUGUUGGCAGAAAAGCCACUCCGGCAUCGACAACACCAAAGCCAGUUGAGCAACCGGUUGAAGAGGAGUUCGACGAGGGUGAAGAGGUGGUGGACGAGAAUCAAGAGCCCGAGGAAACUCCGACCACCACCACUGAGACAUCUAAAAAACUCCGGGCCGGAGGUGUUAGGCCGUUCAGAUCGAACGAGGAUCUUCUAGCUGCUCUCAAACGACGAAGGGCUGAGGUGGGAACGCAUAAGAAGGAACACCCGACCACGCAGGCGUCUUCAGAUUCUUCACCCCCAAAAUCAAAAGCCUCAGGUCGUAAAACAAACGAAUCAACGACGAGAGCCCCAGCCAGAGGCAGAUUUGGUGGCAGCACAAGAGGAAAAAAUACUGAAGAAGUUCAAGAGACCCAGCAUGAAGAGAUCCAAGUCAAGCCCAAGCCCUACCGCCGAGGUUGAAUAAAUCACAAUUAAUUGCCAACAAAUUUCAAUCGCUUCUUCCAAAUAAUUCAAUUGAAUUCAAAUCCCCGAGACUCAACUCAAUCCGUCCCACACUGAGUCCUGUAAACUCUGUCAUCGCCUAAUUGUGACUCAUUCAGCAGUUUGAUUAUCGUUUAUUUUUUUACCGUUUUGUUUGAAUUCUCUGUCCUCCCAAGAAUAUCAUGUGAUAGAUCCCUUGAACAUUCGGUUGAUCGAUUCUAUUAAUUUUGGAGAUCAUUACUACUAUCAAUGUGAUAGACGUUUCUAGUAAUUUCGACGUCGUACGAUGCAAUUCUUACUCGCCAACAACAGAUUCCCUUGUUUUUUAAAUAGAGGACGUUAUCAUGUACAUAAAAUGAUUAAAUUACCGUCCAUUCUUUUUUUAAUAUUAAUGAUAAAUUUUUGUAUAAAUGUAAAUUAGUGAUAGUGAAAAAACAAAUUAAUUCCCACAAAAAAAAUAAAUAAAUGAAAAUGUCUUGGAAUUCAA